This is a messenger RNA of Orycteropus afer afer, 1479 nucleotides long. It is a transcript of the gene MFSD12, whose product is annotated as major facilitator superfamily domain containing 12. Bases 1 to 1479 code for a protein of 492 amino acids. Gene Ontology annotation, cellular component: membrane. The transcript is spliced from 11 exons. The record is from RefSeq and is a predicted model, not a curated record. NCBI's taxonomy places the organism in Eukaryota, Metazoa, Chordata, Mammalia, Tubulidentata, Orycteropodidae. Gene Ontology annotation, molecular function: symporter activity. Gene Ontology annotation, biological process: transmembrane transport; carbohydrate transport.
AUGGGUCCCGGGCCCCCAGCGGCGGCGGCGUCCCCGCGGGCACUGUCCCUGGUCGCGCGGCUCAGCUACGCCGUGGGCCACUUCCUCAACGACCUGUGCGCGUCCAUGUGGUUCACCUACCUGCUGCUCUACCUGCACUCGGUGCGCGCCUACAGCUCGCGUGGCGCCGGCCUGCUGCUGCUGCUCGGCCAGGUAGCCGACGGGCUGUGUACGCCCCUCGUGGGCUACGAGGCCGACCGCGCCGGCGGCCGCUGCGCCCGCUACGGCCCGCGCAAGGCCUGGCACCUGGUCGCGUCUCCCUACAUCUUCUACCCCAUCUCCAGCCGCCUGUUUCUUUUGGGGGGUGUGGUGGUUAAGGGUGCUGCCUGGGAAGCUGAGAUUCAGGGGACAGUCCAGCACCGCCACAUCCUGGCAUCUGAGGCGCCUCUGGCAUUCAGGAUCCCGGGCCAGACAUCCUGCCCACUCUCAGAAUUCCAGGCCGCCCAUGCCUUCUUGCCCUCAGGGGCAAGGACCGAGAGGGCGCCCUUUGACCCGAGCCCUCCUGAGAGUGCUUUGUACGCCUUCACCGUGGUGGCCAACAUCACUGUCUACGGCGCUGCCUGGCUCCUGCUCCACCUACAGGGCUCCCCGCACGUGGGGCCCGGCCAGGAAGUCGGUGACCAGCUGGGGGUCCAAGACGUGCCAGUGUUUCGGAACCUUUCCCUGGUGGUGGUGGGCGUCGGGGCCGUCUUCUCGCUGCUGUUCCACCUGGGCACCAGGGAGGGGCACCGACCCCCACCAGAGGAACCAGAUGAACACAGCCCCCUGCUGAGCCCGCCCGCCCGGCCCUUGCUGUUGUGGAAACACUGGCUUAGGGAGCCGGCCUUUUACCAGGUGGGCCUGCUGUAUAUGAGCACAAGGCUGAUCGUGAACCUGUCCCAGACUUACAUAGCCAUGUACCUCACCUACUCCCUCAACCUGCCCAAGAAGUUCAUCGCGACCAUUCCCCUAGUGAUGUACCUCAGUGGUUUCUUCUCCUCAUUCCUCAUGAAGCCAAUCAACAAAUGCAUCGGGAGGAACCUGACCUACUUCACCGGCCUCCUGGUGAUCCUCGCCUUCGCAGCCUGGGUGGCGCUGGCCAGCGGGCUGGGCACGGCCGUCUAUGCAGCGGCUGCGUUACUGGGUGCAGGCUGCGCCACCAUUCUCAUCACCUCGCUGGCCAUGACAGCUGACCUUAUUGGCCCCCAUGCGCACAGCGGAGCCUUCGUGUAUGGUGCCAUGAGCUUCUCAGAUAAGGUGGCCAACGGGCUGGCAGUCAUGGCUAUCCAGAGCCUGCAUCCCUGCGUCUCAGAGCUCUGCUGCACCGCCUGUGUGGGCUUCUACCACUGGGUGAUGGUGGUGGUGACGGGCGGCGUGGGCGUGGCCGCCACCUUGGCCCUCUGCAGCCUCCUCAUCUGGCCCAUCCGCCUGCGGAACUGGGACCCUGGAGCCUCACCCUGA